AUUUAGUAAAAUUUAGGGAAUAACUGAGUGUCACAGUUCUUUUUUAUGGUUUGUGAACUUCAAGUUUGGGAAAAAGAACACAAUUUUUUGGGUCUUCUAUUCUUCAGAUGGUCCAUGGAAAUUGUUAAGAAUUAUCUAUGCAUAUAUUUGCCUUUAGUGCUUCCUUAUAUUCCACAAUGGGGAAUAAGUCAGGAAAUACAACUCUUUAAGUGGCCUUGACAUGAAUGGUCAUGCCAAAAGUGAACUAUUAACUCUAUAACUUGUAAAUUAUGUGAACCAGUCCAAAUGCCUUUCCCUAGUCCUUCCCCGUGAAUACCCUCAAGCAAUUGCUGAAGCUUAAUGGUACUUCCUCUUUAUAUUUUUUCAUCCCUAGCGCCUGCCUCUGAAGAGCAUCAACUUUCUAAUCUAACCAUUUUCCUAACAGUGCUUUACAAGAAGUAUCAACUUUUAACUCUCAACCUCUUUACAGCCCACCAAAUGGCAUUUAGACUUAUCUUCUAAGCCACCUGAGACUUGUUCCUUUGCCAUUUUCACUCCUUGCCAUAUCUUGCUUUCUGUUUGAGAUAUUUUUACCCCUAAAGCAGAAUCAGCGUCGAUGUGAAGUAUCAUUGCUACCUGGUGGCUUUUGCCACCUGCUAAAUUUAAUUCCUUGAUGGAAUAUCAAUGCAGUUGCAGGCCCCAGCUAACAAUUGCUACAUCAAUAAUUUUCUGUCACCGAUUCUUUCUUCGUCAAUCCCAUGCAAAGAAUGAUAGGAGGACUAUUGCCACAGUUUGUAUGUUUCUUGCGGGGAAGGUGGAGGAGACUCCCCGUCCACUGAAAGAUGUUAUCCUUGUUUCUUAUGAAAUCAUUCAUAAAAAGGAUCCUGAAGCUGUUCAGAGGAUCAAACAAAAGGACGUAUAUGAACAGCAGAAAGAAUUGAUUUUACUUGGAGAGAGAGUUGUUCUUUCAACUCUUGGUUUUGAUCUAAACGUGCAGCACCCAUAUAAACCUCUUGUUGAUGCGAUAAAGAAAUUUAAGGUUGCUCAAAAUGCCCUUGCUCAGGUGGCAUGGAAUUUUGUGAAUGAUGGACUGCGCACAUCUCUUUGCUUGCAAUUUAAGCCUCACCACAUUGCGGCAGGUGCCAUUUUUCUUGCUGCAAAGUUCCUCAAAGUAAAGCUUCCAUCAGAUGGAGAGAAAGUUUGGUGGCAAGAGUUUGAUGUUACCCCACGGCAAUUGGAAGAGGUGAGCAAUCAGAUGCUUGAACUCUACGAACAGAAUCGACCUUCUACUAACAAUGAAGCUGAAGGAAGCACUGUAGGUGGGGUUACACAUCAGACCACAUCAAAAGCUUCAUCUGGCAAGGAAGAUCAUGCAACAACUAAUAGUCAUUCUCAGGCUGGAGGUAUAAAUUCAAGACAUGGAACCUCAAAGUCAAUGUCACUUGCAGAUAAUUGUGGUGGGGCACCAAGAGCCACCCAUAAUCAAGGUAAUGAACAUGCAAGUGGAGAGAUGAAGAAUCCUUCAGAUCAUAAUGCUGAUGGCGAGUCUUCAGAUUAUGUAGACCAAGGAAUAGUGGUGCCUCGCCAUGAGAAUAUGGGGGAAGCUCAAAACACAUGGAGACAUGCAUCCCAUGGAAAAGAAGAUCAAGAAAGGAAUGCUGCAAGAAGUGAAAUAAGUGAAACAGGGGAAUUAAAAGACAAACAUUUUGGUCGAAAUUUGGAAAACAGAGAAGGUACAGUAGGCCAUUCACCCCAAGAUGCUAUUAAAAAGAUUGACAGAGACAAAGUAAAGGCAGCGCUGGAGAAACGGAAGAAGUCAAGGGGUGAUGUUGCAAGGAAAACUGACCUCUUGGACGAGGAUGAUCUCAUUGAGAGGGAACUGGAAGCUGGUAUUGAACUAGCUGCAGAGAGUGAGAAGAGUAAGCGGGACAGGAGGCAAAGCUAUUCUAAGCCCUUGGACAGGCAUGAGCAUGAAAACCUACAUCAUGAAAAACAUCAAGAGGAUGCAGGGGAUGGAGAAAGUCGAGGAAUGAAGGGGCAUUUAUCACAUAAAUCAGAUUUGAACAUGGAAGAAGGUGAAGUUCCCGAUGACAUGGACCAGGGCUUGCAUUCACCCAAAUCAAGCAAACGCAAGCGAAAGUCAUGGAGCCCACCAGACAAGAUGCCUGAGGGCAAGCAUUGGAAUGAUUAUGUGCCACAUCAUUAUAAUAAUCACGACUACUUAGACGACCGUAACAGGAUGAGCAGGCUUGGUUAUGUGGAGAGGGAUCACUGAAGGCAUGCACCAGAAAAUCACGCCUGGGGGAUGUCUGUCCUCUGAAGCACAUAUUGAGUAGAGUUUCUCAUUGGAUGGAGGUAAUUGUUUAGAAGAUCACAGUUGCUGUCAGCUGUCAUCAGUCCUGUAGGGAGACGAUAACAAUAUUUGGUAUAAACGAUGGACUUUUUUCUUUUUCAGUUGAUUAUUUGGACCGACUUUCCAUAUAAUUUGUAAGAAAUGAGUCUAUCGAAGUUCUGACGCGACUCGCUUUACCCACCAUGCCUUUGCCCGCCGGUCUCUCUUUGGAAUGCUUGGAAUCAUUAUGAUCCAUGGAUAAUAAAGAUGAUAAUUUUGUAGAGGAAUUAUGAUCACACUGUUAAAGAACUUGUAGAGUUGGAAUUUUUAGCCGUAUUCAAUCAUGAAAGCUCUUCUUGCUAUUA
Hevea brasiliensis (rubber tree) is the source of this 2676-nucleotide messenger RNA. RefSeq names its product cyclin-T1-3-like. The coding region runs from base 653 to 2254 and encodes 533 amino acids. The record is from RefSeq and is a predicted model, not a curated record. Gene Ontology annotation, cellular component: nucleus; cyclin/CDK positive transcription elongation factor complex. Gene Ontology annotation, molecular function: cyclin-dependent protein serine/threonine kinase activator activity. NCBI's taxonomy places the organism in Eukaryota, Viridiplantae, Streptophyta, Magnoliopsida, Malpighiales, Euphorbiaceae. The transcript has 6 exons. Gene Ontology annotation, biological process: positive regulation of DNA-templated transcription, elongation; regulation of transcription by RNA polymerase II.